AUGGUUAUCGGCUGGUUCCGGCCUCCCUCGCAACUAAACCUCGCUCCCAACGAUCUCGAAGCCUACAACGUUCGUAACGACGGCUGGUGCCUCGUCACCCUCGCGCUGAUCCUCAUCUCCUUCACAAACGCCAUACCCUUCAACUCCGCGCCCGCAACGAAGCUCACUACGAUUCCAUAUGCGAAGGCGGUAGUGGCUGCGACGGUGUUCCAUCAUAUCACAACGGGCAUUGGCGCGUACCAGCAUUACAAGAUGCCGAGUCAUUACAACACUAGCAUGAGCAUUGGGGUGUGGGGGAAUGUGUGGUUGACGCUUACGGGGCUGUUUACACUGGCGAUGUUGCAGAGUGAUAAGGGGACGAUGCCUGUUGAGGAGGUAACUAAGAAAGUUAGAUAG
Molecule: messenger RNA, 396 nt
Organism: Alternaria incomplexa
Lineage: Eukaryota; Fungi; Ascomycota; Dothideomycetes; Pleosporales; Pleosporaceae
Exons: 2
Coding region: 1-396 (131 amino acids)
Source: RefSeq, a predicted model, not a curated record